AUGACGGUGCUUGUCAUUGUUCACUUUCUCAUUCAAGUCACGAAAGCCACGAAAGUCAAACUUGAUCCAGAUGUCGGCAAGUCUACCGUGGAGCUCAUCGAAGCCCGCGGUUACGUGGCAGAAACGCAUAAUGUGACAACAGUAGAUGGUUACAUCCUUACCAUGCACCGCUUACCAAUGUCAUACAAAGAGUGCAAAGCAGGCAACGACCCCGUUCAAUAUAAACCAGUCGUGUUGGUUCAGCACGGAAUCCUUGAUACGAGUUUUUCGUGGGUUUGCAACUUUCGGAACCAAAGUCUCGCGUUUGUGCUUGCCGAUGCCGGGUAUGACGUGUGGCUUGGAAACAACCGCGGCAACACUUAUUCCUCCAACCACGUCAAGUACACGACCGACGAUGAUGCGUUUUGGGAUUAUUCGUGGGAAGACAUGGGCAAGUUUGACUUGCCGGCCAUGAUCAAAUAUGUUCGUAAGAUGUCAGGACGCAAGACAAUAUCGUUUGUGGGGUUCUCGGAGGGAGCAAUACAAGCAUUUGUUACGUUCUCUGAGGACCAGGAACUUGCUAAGUCGGUGUCGUACUUUGCAGCUUUGGGACCCGUUGCCUGGCUCGGCCAUACCAAUGGGACAGCAUUCAACUUCUUGGCGAAGGCCUACGCGGACACGCUACUUAAGUCCGUCAACCAAGUCAGAUUUUUUCCACAUAACGAAAUGCUGCAAGAAGUCAUCGGAGCUACUAUAUGCACGAAAAAUCCCAAGCUGUGUGAGGCGGCGGUCGCGCUCUUUGUCGGCGAUUCCGAAAACUGGAACUCGUCUCGCAUAAGUGUAUACCUCUCAGAGAUGCCUGCAGGAACUUCCGUCAAAAAUUUGAGCCACUUCGCACAGAAUAUUCGCAAAGACACCUUUUCAGCGUAUAACUACGGCUGCAGUUGUCUCCGCGCGCUCGGAAUCAGCAUGUGUCCUACGCGCUUUUGUGGGAACAAGGCUAAGUACGGUAGCUUUGACCCACCAGCUUUUCCUGUCAGCAAAAUGAAAAACCCUCGCAUUGGAUUCUUCCGCGGCGAAAGGGACAUCUUAACCACUCCAGCUGACAUGGAUCGGCUACGAGCUGCUUUGCCAUCUGCCACAGUUAUCCACGACGAAAAGAUAAGCAACUUCAGCCACCUUGACUUCAUCUGGGCUACCAAUGCCAACGAAAAGGUCUACCAAUCCCUACUUGAGCAGCUUAAUCGAUACGACGGCCACGGAUACUGA
Peronospora farinosa is the source of this 1248-nucleotide messenger RNA. Lineage: Eukaryota; Oomycota; Peronosporomycetes; Peronosporales; Peronosporaceae. The record is from the annotation of a GenBank genome assembly.